Fusarium verticillioides 7600 is the source of this 1473-nucleotide messenger RNA. RefSeq lists its product as hypothetical. Bases 444 to 1040 code for a protein of 198 amino acids. The transcript has 3 exons. Gene Ontology annotation, cellular component: membrane; cytosol; cytoplasm. The record is from RefSeq and is a predicted model, not a curated record. Lineage: Eukaryota; Fungi; Ascomycota; Sordariomycetes; Hypocreales; Nectriaceae. Gene Ontology annotation, biological process: Rho protein signal transduction. Gene Ontology annotation, molecular function: protein binding; Rho GDP-dissociation inhibitor activity.
CAUUGAUGUGCCAAUCAGAGACCCCCAUAAAGUGUGCCCUGACCCACCAUAGCAACCUCGUUCAGUGACCGCCCUCCCCCUAGCCUAGCCCAAACUCAGCCCAGCUCUUGCGACCUGUUGCAACACCGCUUGCGGGAACGGGAAGCCCCUCUAUCGUCACCGCCAUAAGCCCCUCCAAAGCCCGCCCAGACCCAACCUAAGGACCAAGUCCAAGCCCAAGCAAGCCCGGGACAAAGCUCACCUCGACUCGACCUUGGCUGGGAUUAACGAGUAAGCUUUCUUCUUUUUCCUCUUCCCUUCCUCUCCUCUUCCUUCCUUUUUUUCUUACCUCCAACUUUCUUACCUAACCCGAUAUCUUCCUAGGUAUCGAUCCCUGGCUAUAGCAUCCUCCGUUUCUUCAACACCCCGCCUCUUGCACAUCAGCUUCGCCCCGCUCAUCCACCAUGGCUUCUCACGACGAUGAUACUAUGCCCGAGGAGACUCAGGGCUACAAGCUCUCGCAGCCAAAGCAGAGUCUGGCUGAGUACCAGCAGAUGGAUGCCGGCGAUGAGUCUCUCCAGCGAUAUAAGGAGUCCCUCGGUCUCGGUGGUGGUACUGACAUCUCCGACCCCAACGACCCCCGAGUCUGCAUCAUUCUCUCACUGACCAUGGACUCUCCUGGUCGCCCUCCCGUCACCAUCGAUCUCUCUACCCCCGGAAGCGAGACCACCCUCAAGGACAAGCCUUUCAACAUCAAGGAGGGUGCCAAGUUCACCAUGAGCGCCAAGUUCAAGGUCCAGCACGAGAUUCUCAGCGGUCUUCACUACGUCCAGGUCGUCAAGCGAAAGGGUAUCCGAGUCUCCAAGGACUCUGAGAUGAUUGGCAGCUAUGCUCCCAACACUGAUAAGCAGCCCACCUACGUCAAGAAGUUCCAAGAGGAGGAGGCACCUAGCGGCAUGCUUGCUCGUGGUCACUACAACGCCAUCUCUAGCUUCGUGGACGACGAUAAGAAGAAGCAUCUCGAGUUUGAGUGGAGUUUCGACAUCGCCAAGGACUGGUAGACAGACACCAACACCUUGAUAGCGCGACCCGACGACAUAACUCAAAAAAUACAUAUCACACACGUCAUGAGAUAAUGAGAUACCUGAACAUUGGAGAAGAAUUUUCACACAAAAAACUCACAUAAAAGCAAAAGAAACCCCCCCAAUUUGGGCCGGAGAAAGGUGGUUGCUCUGUUUCGUAUCAUCUACUCGUCACUGACGAGACAGUACUUGAGCUCGGUUUGGAGCUUCAAUGCUGGAGGAGAAUAAAAAUCCUUAUAUACAUCAAAGUCUAUGCUAUGCAAUGCAGGUCUAUUGUCUGUUGCAAUACGUGAAUGCUUGCUUUCAAGACAUGGUAUCAUUGAUGCGGAAUAUCGUGAAGCCCGAGCUUUGAAGCUCCAGGGCAUUGUAGGUGUGUAUUCGUAACAAAAUUCGUCUAUAAGAAGUAGUCUGG